CAUCAUUCACAGCUUCUCAGAUGGACAUUUUUCAAAUUUUAGAAAACCAAGAGACAAGAUAAUCAUCCACCAAGAGGUCUUAACUUGAAGUGCAGUCAGUAAAGAAGGGGAAGGCUCACUAAUUGUUCCAUGAGGAAUCAAGGGCCAUGGUACUGAUUGGACUUUGUCUCCUGCUGCCAGUCUUAUGGGUUGGCAUGGUUGAUGGUGACCAGAUGAAACCAGCCCAACCACCUCUGAUCCCUCAUCGGCCUUUUGUUGUAGUCUGGAAUGCUCCUACUGAGUCAUGCCGGCUUCGGUUUAAGGUGGACCUGGACCUCAGCAUUUUUGAUAUUGUAGCAAAUCUCAAUGAAACCUUAAGUGGACCAAACGUCACCAUCUUCUACCACAGCCAUCUGGGAUACUACCCAUACUACUCUAACUCUGGAAUACCAAUAAAUGGUGGCCUGCCGCAGAACCAGAGCAUCUCCAAACAUCUUAGCAAAGCCCGGGCUGACAUUGACAAGUUGAUCCCCCACAAGGAUUUCCGAGGCUUAGGAGUCAUUGACUGGGAGAACUGGAGGCCCCAGUGGGUCAGAAACUGGGGCUCUAAAGACAUUUACCGCAAAAGGUCCAAGGAACAGAUCCGAAAAUUUCACCCAAAUUGGCCAGAGAGCAAAGUUGAAAAGGAAGCAAAGGAAGGCUUUGAGAGAGCUGGACAAGCUUUCAUGAACCUGACCUUGGCACUGGCUCAAGGCCGCAGACCAGGUGGGUUGUGGGGUUUUUAUCUAUUUCCAGACUGCUACAACUAUGGCUACAAGCAGCAACCACAACAUUAUACCGGGGAGUGCCCCAAUGUUGAACAUGUUCGUAAUGACCAUCUGAUGUGGCUCUGGAAGGAGAGCACAGCCUUCUACCCAUCCAUCUACCUGGACUACGAGCUGAAGUCCUCCUCCAACACGGUCAAGUUUGUCCACUAUCGAGUCAAGGAAGCCAUGAGGAUUGCAUCCAUUGCACAUAGGGACUUCACAUUGCCUGUGUUUGUCUACUCCAGACCAUUCUAUGCCUACACUUUUGUAGUUCUGUCAGAGAGUGACCUUGUUCACACCAUUGGGGAAAGUGCCGCCUUGGGAGCAUCAGGUGUUGUCCUCUGGGGAUCCUCAGAGUAUGCUCGAUCACAGAGAAACUGCCUAACUGUGAAGAAGUACAUCAAUGGUCCUCUGGGGCAUUAUGUCAUCAAUGUCACAUCAGCUGCAAAGCUGUGUAGCAAAGCAUUGUGCAAGAAGAAUGGUAGAUGCAUUCGUAAGAGCCUGGACUCAGGCACUUACCUACACCUGAACCCACGCUUCUUUCACAUACACCAUAACUCAGCCCCCAGUGGCCCCCGUUUCCACAUCAGCGGUCACCUGAACAACCACGACAUCCUGGACAUGAAGCACAAGUUUACCUGCCAGUGCUACCAGGGUUGGACAGGAGUUUACUGCGAGGUGCCUCAGACUCUGCCACCUCUUCCUCCUCCACGCCAACCCAUUUUGCCACUACCUCACCCUCGGGAGAACAGUCUGCUGGGAGAGCUCCUGCUCCUCCUGUCACUCCAUUUUUCCUGUCUGUGCAUCAUCUUGUUCCUGGGACUCUGUUUGAUAAUCAAGUCUCUCGUACUGUAGACACAAAGACAUCAUUUAGGAUCAGAGAAUUGCUGUAAAGUCUUUGCCAGACCACAAGAAAGAUCAGCCACAGUUCAUGCUAGUAGUUUAAGAAAACUCCUUGUAUUGAAAUGAAUGGGAAAGUCUCAGCUUUGGUUUACGAAUGCUAAGUCGGCGCUAAUGGUAAGAUAAGUCUGAGUAUGGCCUGAUAGAUGCAACAAUGUUUGCAUUUAUGUUUAAGUUCAGUUCCAGACAUUCAGGAAAAAUGUGCAUUGUGCUUUUAUUUAUGCCAUAAUGGACAAAUUCAGAUUCCUAUAAUGUUCCCACAAAAGACUAGUAUGUAUAUAUUUUUUUCAUGACAGUUCUGUCACUUCUUUGAGGUUGACCAGUAUAAGCACAUAAGCACAAAAGACGAGUUAUGCUCCCAGUGAUACCAGUAGGAACAGUAUAAAGGAGUAAUGGAAGACAGCCAGUAUCACAUAGACUGCUCUGGUUGCCAUUUUUACAUACUUUUAUGGGAAAUUGCAAGAUAACCCCUUUCUGAUGACAUCAUACGCAUUAUGAAAGAUGGCAAGCACGAUUAAUUGGGGAUUAUAUACAGUGGCUUGCAGCAAUGCAUUUACAGCCACUAGUGUGCCUGUCCUUAGAAAUAGAUAAGACAUAAAACAUAUUUCCAGGCAGAUUUAAACUAUGUGGUACAUUUUAUUGACCUUAUAGAAACAGUAGUAUUUCUUCAUACAUACAUAUGUUUUUCACUUUAGAAACUUGAUUGAUGGUUGACUCUAAAGAAAGUGUUUUAACAUUGUGGGAUUUACAUGCAUUCUCUUUGAGAGAAAGAGAUUCAUGGACUGAUGGAUGUAUGUAAAAUAGAGGAGUCAGGGUGUGGAAGAAGGGAUGAAACAAUUUAUCCUGAUAUGUCCAAUAUUACAAAUAGACCAACCAGCACCUCUAAAUUAAUUAAUGCUUCUUGUAUAGUUUUUUUUUAAACAUUAUUUUUAUUUGAAAUUUCCAUAGGAACCAUUUAUACAUUGAUCAUAGUUUUAAUGAUAGUAGAAAUAAAAGGCACACUUAUAUAGUCCAAGUUUGUAUGGGUUCCAAUUGCACAUGUUUAUUGACAUGAGUAAACAUAUGAUCUGAACAUUUAGGUCAGAAACAAAUGACCUAACAGUUGAGUCGAACACAAGGAGACAAAAAACAAAACAAAACAAAACAAAACAACAAAACAAACAAACAAACAAAAACCUCUCAGACAGGAACAGUAGAAACCAAACAUCAACUUAUUUAUCAAGGUCACACAUCUUAUAUUCAACUUUCCUCAUCUACGAGUUUUGCAUCUUUGACAAACAGGCAGAAUGGAGCCCAAAUCUCCUCAAAUUUCUCUUGCUUCCCUUUCUGUAUAUAUGUUAUUCUUUCCAAAGGGAAGGUUGCUAACAUUUGUCUAAUCCAAAAUGCAACACGUGGACUAUCUGUUCUUUUCCAAAAGAGUGCAAUAGAUUUUUUUAGCAUGCAACAGACACAUAUCUAUUAAAACAAGGGGUGGGACUCGAUUAAAAAAAAUAAUCGAAUUAAUUAUAAGCUUUGUAAUUAAUUAAUUGAAAUUAAUUGCAUUUUAA
This is a messenger RNA of Archocentrus centrarchus (flier cichlid), 3232 nucleotides long. RefSeq names its product hyaluronoglucosaminidase 6 (gene hyal6). The coding region runs from base 147 to 1640 and encodes 497 amino acids. The record is from RefSeq and is a predicted model, not a curated record. The transcript has 4 exons. Gene Ontology annotation, biological process: hyaluronan catabolic process; carbohydrate metabolic process. Gene Ontology annotation, cellular component: cytoplasmic vesicle. NCBI's taxonomy places the organism in Eukaryota, Metazoa, Chordata, Actinopteri, Cichliformes, Cichlidae. Gene Ontology annotation, molecular function: hyalurononglucosaminidase activity.